UAGUUUUACCUAUUCCGUUGUUACUUUUAACUUAUAUAAGUUACUAAUAUUACUAAUGUAUUUGUUAGUUUAUUACCUUCUUAAUGGGACGUAAUAAAUUGUCACUAAUCGGAUACUUUUAAUUAUGAACUGUUUGGUUAUAGGCUUAUAGCAUUUCGAUAACAUUAAACCUUUUCGACUUUCAUUUCACUAAUCGAUAGGUGUUAUUCAGUAAGUUUUUCUUAUCGUAAAACCACUAUUCAGGAUGGGCGAUAGCUUUCAUGGUUCUAUAACCAUAAGUGCUGGGACGGUAUAAAGCUUCGGGUGAUAUUAGCCGUCAUCGCGUUCAUAUCGCUCGGCCACGUCUCAGUGGUGACCAAACACCGAUUCGGAGAGAUCAAUGUUCUCUGUAUUCGUCAACAUUUUUUACACAACAUGUAUAAUAUUUAUCGACUUGUAUCAAUGUUGAAUGUACCUAUCAUAUAAAUCUGGUGAUUUCUGGUCGGGUCUUACUUUAGCAGAGCUGUAGUCUGUGCGUGUCUACUUAAUUAUUUUAUGUCAUUAUUAAUAUCACUCGACCGUCGAUAGCAAAUUAGGAUCGUGUCCGUCGUAACAUAUUUUUUGUGUGUGUAUGUUUUAUGCGAAUGUGAAAAAUGUAUAAUCAGUAAUAUUUUCGUUUUACAGUUGGAAGGGGGGGACGUCAGUGGUUGAGUAGAGUAAUAUAAUUUUAUUAUAGUAAUUUACACUAUACACAAAACGUGUGCCCACUAACAUCUUUGCAAAAUAUUUCAACUACUAUUCAAUUUAUUUGAGCAGACGGUUCGAGUAUUCAGAGGGGGAAGCACGCGUCGUCGAUGGUUUAAUUAUAAUAAUAUUGUCUUUUUAUUGUGUUGCCUCGUUUAGCCAAACCAAAACUAAAAAAAAUACGAACAAUAGAGCAAUUAUUAUCUUCCGCCCGAUCAAUUAGCACAACAUUUGAAUAAUUAUUUGUUAAUUUGCAACGCUCUGUCAAGGCUUUUUUUCUAUUAUUUUAAUUAUAAGGUUUUUCAAACGUUUUGUAAAAAUACACUAUCUUAAUUUCACUAGUAUCAAUGGCAGCUAUCUACUGGUGAUUAAGAUUUUAAUAGUAAAAUCUUCCCUUGAGGUUAAGUAAUUUAGUAAAAAUCGUGAAUAUGUCUUUAAACGGCAAAGAAGUUUCAUUCACAUCAUCGGACGCCAGUAAUGAAAAAAUCACUGCUGCAAAAAUGCCCUACAAGAGUUACAGACCUAGGUCUGUGUCUACCUGUUCAACAGAUUCGUGUAGUUCUGCAAGUCUAUCUGAAGAUGAUAUUCCAGUUAGGUCUAAAAUACAACAAAAUAGUUCUGGAUUUAGUGAUUUUUGCAUUAAAGAUAUUAGACUUAAAGACUUUGGAAGACGUGAAAUCGAAUUUGCUGAACAAGAAAUGCCUGGUUUAAUGUCUCUAAGGAAACAGGUGAUGGAAAAUAAGCCAUUACGAGGAGCCAAAAUUAUUGGAUGUACACCUAUCACUGCACCAACUGCUGUAUUAAUUGAAACAUUAGGUUCUCUAGGCGCUGAAUUGAGAUGGUGUGCUUGUAAUAUUUAUUCAACACAGAAUGAAGUUGGUGCUGCUUUAGCGGAAGCAGGAUUUCCAAUAUUUGCAUGGCGAGGUGAAUCUGUUGAUGAUUUUUGGUGGUGUAUUGAAAAAUGUUUUGAAGGCAAGAAUUGGAAACCUAACAUGAUUUUAGAUGAUGGUGGAGACGCAACUAAUUUUUGUCAAGCAAAAUAUCCUAGUAUUUUUAAAAAUUUAAUUGGGAUAGUUGAAGAGAGUACAACUGGCAUUCAUCGUUUAUACAAAUUGUUGAAAGCAGAAAAACUUUUAAUGCCAGCUAUUAAUAUCAAUAAUUGUGUGACAAAAACUAAAUUUGAUAACCGUUAUAGUUGUAGGGAAUCUGUAAUUGUAAGCUUAAAAAAAUGUACCGAUUUGAUGUUUGGUGCAAAACAAAUUGUAUUAUGUGGUUAUGGAGAAGUGGGUAAAGGAUGCUGUCAAUCUUUAAAGGGACUUGGUUGUAUAGUUUAUGUCACAGAAAUUGAUCCAAUAUGUGCUUUGCAAGCAUGUAUGGAUGGAUUUAAAGUUGUUAAGCUUAAUGAAGUUAUUCGGCAAGUGGAUAUUGUAAUUACAGCUACUGGUAAUAAAAAUGUAGUUGUUCGAGAGCACAUGGAUAAAAUGAAGUCCGGUUGUAUUGUGUGUUGCAUGAGUUAUUGCCAUAAUGAAAUUGAUGUGGCUGCUUUACGCACACCAGAGCUAAAAUGGGAAAAAGUUCGUUCACAAGUAGAUCACAUCCGUUGGCCUGAUGGAAAAACCAUGAUUUUACUUGCUGGUGGUCAUCAUGUAAAUUAUACGUGUUCUAGCAUUCCAUCAUUUGUCACUUCCAUUACUGGUACAACUCAGAUACUAGCCUUAAUGGAAUUAUUCAACGCUCCAAUUGGUCGUUACAAGAGUGAUGUUUAUUUAUUGCCAAAAAAAAUGGAUGAGUAUGUAGCAAGUCUUCAUCUGGCUACAUUUGACGCUCAUCUUACAGAACUUAGUGAUGAACAAGCCAAGUAUAUGGGUUUACCAAAAAAUGGCCCAUUUAAACCAAAUCAUUAUAGAUAUUGAUUUAUACUUCAACAACUCUGGUUUAGAAGAAAUACAAUUUCUUAUUCUCCUUUAUGGAUGAUAUAUUAUUAUUAUUUUUAUUCACUUGCAUAUUAACAAGGUGUCCUGAGACUAAUUUGGAAGUGAUAAAAACUUUAAAAUUCCAGAAAAAAAAUAUUAAAUUUUACACAACUUAUAUGUACGAUAUCGUAUAUUUUAUACAUUUGAUAUUAAUUAAUCAAUAAUAUUAUCUAUAUUUUUAUUACACAAUCACCAAAUAAUAGAGAAUGCAUAAUAUAAAAUAUUAGACCAAAUUUGUCAAUUAGAUGUCAAUUAGAAUAUAGUUGUUUGGCAUGUAUGCACUAUGCACAUGUUUCAAAAUAUCAAUAGAAAAAAAAGUCUCAUUGAUCUAAUUUAUAAAAAAAUAUCAUUCAUGUGUUUAUUAGGAGCAUACCUUGUUCAACUAAUCAAUUAUGCACCCCCUAAUAAAUUUGGUAUCUAUACAGUUCAAUUUUUACUUUUAUACAUAUAUAUUAUAAUAUGUUGUAUAAUUUGAUCCUUGUGAAGCAAGAACCAAUUUUUUUAUUAUUAUUUUCUUCUUUCCAAUUAUUUAUGAAAAAUACAGACUUUUGUGUCAAUAAGCAAUUAUACCGAAUAUUUUUAUAUUUAUUGGAAUUAGAUAUUUUGCUAUCUUAAGUUAAAGUCUAGCUUGUUUAAGAAUAUUCAUAAGAAUAACAAACACUAGAAUAUUUUAAAGAUUGUAUCAUAAUGAAACUUCAAUUAAUAUAGAUGUUAAAUGUUAACAAUUUUUAUAUAAAAUGUAUUGCAAGUUCAGUAAGCUUAUUUUAUAACUCGAUCUGCCAGAGACUAAAUAUUUUUGAUUGGUGUAUUUAACUUGAGAAAUCCUCAUAAAAAAUCUAUAUUAUAUUAUAAUAAUAAAUACGUAGUAAAGGAAUAAUAAAUUGAAACGAAAAAGUCUGAUAAAAAAAGUUCAAAAAAUAAAGGGAUGAAAAAAUAUAUCCUUUCAUAAUAUCGAUCCUCUAUUUUAAAAAUGAAAUGAUAUGUAUUAUUAAUAGUAUUAUUUUAAAGUAUGUAGGUAAUCUAUAUUUGCAUAAUAUACUUAUAUUAUUGAAAAAUAAGAUUUACAAAAUGUCUCUUUCAAUGUAAAGAUUCUAAACUUAAUAAAAAAAUGUUUUAUUAUUAUUUAUGUGAGAAUAUAUAAAUUAAUUACUCCUGGCGUGAUAUUUAAUUAAUAAGUUUUAAACCUUACAUUACCUAAUUUAAUUAUAUUUAUAUUAUUAUAGGUUUUUUUAUGAAAUCAGAUUUUUUUGGUGAAAAUAACUGUUAAACUAUUUGUUUAGAGUAUCUGCACUGCUUAAGCUAGGAAGCAUACUGGGUUGCCAAUCCAUUUUGAAUUCAUCAUUCAAUCAUUUAUGCGCCAAAAGAAUUUUAAUGAAUAUAUAAAGCUUCAUACAAGUUCUUUACUGAGUAUGUUUCUUAGCUUAAAAUGGGUAUAGAUUUGUUUUAAUGAGAUUUAUGUUUGUUUUGUUAUCAAAUAUAUUUUUUUAAAUCAUAUUUGUGAAGACAAAGUAAAGUUAAAGUUCAUAACAUAUUUUAUAUAAAUAUGUGGUUUAAUAUUUUUUAUUUCUACACUAAUAAUUUAUUAAAAUUUUACUUUGCCUGUUUGAAAAUUGUUUACAUUGUAAUAUUAAAUUAACUUUUUUGAAAAAAA
This is a messenger RNA of Rhopalosiphum padi (bird cherry-oat aphid), 4347 nucleotides long. It is a transcript of the gene AhcyL1, whose product is annotated as adenosylhomocysteinase-like 1. The record is from RefSeq and is a predicted model, not a curated record. The coding region runs from base 1152 to 2636 and encodes 494 amino acids. NCBI's taxonomy places the organism in Eukaryota, Metazoa, Arthropoda, Insecta, Hemiptera, Aphididae. Gene Ontology annotation, cellular component: cytosol. The transcript is spliced from 13 exons. Gene Ontology annotation, biological process: L-methionine cycle.